AUGGCGGCUUUGUCAAUGGAGAAACCGGUGGACUUGAAGAGAAAGAAGUGGCAGUUGAAUCUACUGAAUACCAAGAGACAGGUAUUACACCGAUGCUUAACAGUUUUUAACAGAGUUAUGGGUUUCCAUAUGACACAAGAACGGAGCGUAAAAAGCCCUAGAUGUAGCGAAACCACGCUUGCUGCUGAGAUACCGUAUGAUAUACUAGAAGAGAUUCUUCACCGCCUUCCCGUGAAAUGUUUGCUAAGAGUGAAAUCAGUAUCGAAAGAAUGGAGAUCGUUGAUAGAAUCUAGCCAUAUAGCAGAGAAACAUAACCGUCUCAGUCACAAAAAUGGAGUAGGAGUAAAUAGAGGAACAGGAGAACCUCUUCGAGUUCCUGGAUCUUGUAAUGGUUUGGUCUGCGUCUACGACUUUGUCUACGUUUAUGUAUAUAACCCUAAAACAAACGUGAUCCGGACACUUGCUCCUCCUCGAGGUACCAAACGUGCAAUCAUUCCUUCUGGUGGUAUACGUGCUCAACUCUCAGCUGGAUUCGGGAGAGAUGUUGUGACAGGAAGAUACAAAGUGGUGGUUUUGUACGGCUCCGGUAACAAUGAUAAUAGAGUGAAGACAAAAGUUUUCGAUCUUAGCACAAGCAAGUGGGGGCGGAGAUGCAAAACCGCUGGCCCUGUGCCUCUUUCUUUCACUCUAGUUAACCAUGAGAGAGUCCCAGUCUUUGUAAACGGCUCACUCUUCUGGUAUUUGGCACGUCACAACUCGGAGAUAUUAGUCAUGGAUCUUCACACUGAAGAUUUUCGUACUGUGUCGCUACCAAAGGACAUUGAUGUGUCCGCGGAGUACAUAUACAUGUGGAGUCACAAGGACCGUCUAUAUGUCUCUCAUUUGACGCAGCUUUUGGAUUCGGACGUGUGGGUUCUUGUGGAGGACAAGGUUAGUGAGAGGUGGGACAAAACUAGUUUUGCUACUGUCGAUGGUUCCUUUCCUCCGUUAAAGUUGAAUUCCGCUUGGUUUUCGCCGUCCUUGGUUUCUCCUUACCAGUAG
Microthlaspi erraticum is the source of this 1041-nucleotide messenger RNA. Lineage: Eukaryota; Viridiplantae; Streptophyta; Magnoliopsida; Brassicales; Brassicaceae. The record is from the annotation of a GenBank genome assembly.